AGAGCUGAAGUGAAACAAAGCAGCUGCAGGGCUGGGUUGGGGCCAUGGCGCUGCCGUCCCACAUCCUGCUGUGGAAACUUGUGCUUCUAAGGAGCUCUGCUGUUCUUCUGUACUCAGGGCCCGCAGGGCCCCCAACCGCGGGCAGCUCCGUGGUGUCUGAGUCCAAGGUGAGCUGGGCAGCGGGCUCCGCGGUGGUGUUGCGCUGCCAGAGUCCGCGCAUGGUGUGGACCCAAGACCGGCUGCACGACCGUCAGCGCGUGGUCCACUGGGACCUCAGCGGCGGCCCCGGCGGCCCAGCCCGCCGCCUUGUGGACAUGUACUCGGCAGGCGAGCAGCGCGUGUACGAGCCGCGCGACCGUGGUCGCCUCCUGCUGUCGCCCUCCGCCUUCCACGAUGGGAACUUCUCACUGCUCAUCCGCGCGGUGGAGGAGACAGACGCGGGGCUGUACACCUGCAACCUGCACCACCACUACUGCCACCUCUACGAGAGCACGGCCAUCCGCCUCGAGGUCAACGACAGCCCUGUGGCGGCCGGCGCGUACUGGGACGGCGAGAAGGAGGUUCUGGCGGUGGAGCGCGGCGCGCCCGCGCUGCUGACGUGUGUGAAUCGCGCGCAAGUGUGGACCGACUGGCACCUGGAGGAGGCGCAGCAAGUGGUGCACUGGGACCGGCAGCCUCCAGGGGUGCCGCACGACCGCGCCGACCGCCUGCUUGACCUGUACGCGUCAGGCGAGCGCCGCGCCUACGGGUCGCCCGUCCUGCGUGACCGCAUGGCGGUGGGGACGGAUGCCUUUGCACGCGGGGACUUCUCGUUGCUCAUUGACCCACUGGAGCCGGCCGACGAGGGCACCUAUUCCUGCCACCUCCACCACCACUACUGCGGUCUGCACGAGCGCCGCGUCUUUCACCUGCGAGUCACUGAGCCGGCCGCGGAACCGCCCCCCCAGGACUCGCCAGGCAACGGUUCCAGCCACAGCGGCGUCCCUCGCCCAGACCCCACGCUGGCGCGCGGCCGCAGCGUCAUCAACGUCAUUGUACCUGAGGGCCGUGCACACUUCUUCCAGCAGCUGGGCUACGUGCUGGCAGUGCUGCUGCUGUUCAUCCUGCUGCUGGUCACCGUGCUUUUAGCCGCGCGCGGGCGCCGCCGCCGAGGCUAUGAAUACUCAGACGAGAAGCACGGGGAGUCAUGGCGGAAGGACAUGAACGCGGGAGAGCCUGCUGUGGCUACAGGGGACCAGGCUCUGUACAAGAAUGAGGACAUCCAACUUGAUUUCAAAAACAACAUACUGAAGGAGAAGGCAGAGCUGGACCACGGCCUCCUGCCUGCCAAAAACAUUGACCUGGACAGAGAGUUCAGGAAGGAGUACUGCAAAUAAAAUGACUCUGGGCUUCUGGCUGGGCCAGCAGUUCUGCCAACUCCUGUGUCCACCUCGGGGGACAUGUCCUGACCCUCACAUAGCUCACCCAACCCCCUUCCAGCGGCUGGUCCCGCUUUCCUGGAACUUGGCCAGGUGCAGAGGCCACCUCCACACCUCUCUCCCAGGGACUCUGGGGGGGGGGCUUUAGUCACACCUCCAGAUCACUAGUGGCCCUGCCCACUGCCUCCCAUGUCCACCAAGCCCUCAGCCCUGUGGGCUGUGGCAAGAAGCCACUCUUGGAGGGGGCUCAGAACAGGCAGCCUUGGAGGAGCUGGGGUCAGCCUCAGGGCUGGUGCCCACCUCUCUCCUUUAGGAGCCAUGCUCAGCCCCACCAGGCCACAAUCUGUUCUGAAUGGGGACCUGAGGAGCAGCCAAUGCCAGGCCCCAGGUUAAGGCUCCUCUGUGCUGCUUUGGGCCACUGGGCUGCCCAUGGCCCUUACUGCUUCUACUCCUGCCCAGCUUUGCCCUCAAUGGGCUGUCCUGACAGUCACUGGAUUCCAUGUGACUUUUGACCCUGACACCCUUUCCUUGUUUCCUCCCUGAGCUAGAGUUGGGGGUGAGGGCCACAUCUGGCUUCACUAUUGGCUGAAAACAGGGGAAGGGGUGAGUGAAAACAAUUCUGCCACUUCUGACACCCUACCCUUGUUCCUGCUGGUAGAAAUAUUACCAUCACAAUAAAGGCUUGGCCCAGAUAUGCCUCUGAAAAUCCCCCUGGCUCCCAGGGAGGGGACUGAGUCUGGACCUUGGGAACCCCCA
Molecule: messenger RNA, 2174 nt
Organism: Otolemur garnettii (small-eared galago)
Lineage: Eukaryota; Metazoa; Chordata; Mammalia; Primates; Galagidae
Gene: MXRA8
Product: matrix remodeling associated 8
Exons: 10
Coding region: 45-1376 (443 amino acids)
Biological process (GO): cell adhesion; establishment of glial blood-brain barrier
Cellular component (GO): membrane; cell surface
Source: RefSeq, a predicted model, not a curated record